AUGAGCAGUCGAUUCCCCGGGGACCAAGUGCAACUUGCAUGUGAAUACCGUCGACGAAAGGUGAACUGCGACAAAUUAAGCCCUUGCUCGAAUUGUGAGCGACAUGGUGUCCAAUGCAUUGCCGUCCGGCGCGCUCGCCUGCCACGAGGUCGGACGAACAAUAGGGCCACGGGGCAGACGGAUACUUCAAAAUCUGCAAUCAUGGAAAGGAUGGACAAAAUCGAGCAGCAACUCAUUCAAAUGGCCACGGUUGAUUCAACGAUUUCCGAUGACUUGCUUGUACACGAGAGAGAACCAGAUUCUGAAUUCUCCCCCCUUCGGUGUCACUCUUGUCAAUUCACUGUCGGCAAAGAGCACCCACGGUACGGAAAGUCAUACCCGGAGACAAAAUUGUCUCCUCAAAUCUGCCGACAUCUUUGCGCGAUCUAUUUGCAUAACGUGGAUCCGUUGUUCAAGAUUCUUCACCGUCCCUCCGUUCAAAAGUUUCUCUGCGAUGGUGAACGCUAUCUGGACUAUGAGCCAGAUCACCAUACUCCCGCUACACUUGCCUCCGCUAUUUUUUACUCAGCGGCUUGUUCUCUAAAUGACUCUCAAUGCGUUUCCUUGUUUAGCGAAGAAAAAAGAGUCAUAGUCGCAUUACUCCGGAAAGAGACCGAAUCAGCACUAUUUAAAGCAGACUGCACCGCUUCAAACGACUUGACAAUAUUACAAGCCUAUGUACUUUCUUUGACGUGUUUGGACGAUGUUGAGCAUCGCUCUCCGCAUGGCCCAAGCCCAUCUCUACAUUUACCCGAGCCCCCAUUUCCUAAUACUCCUUUCGACCAGGAAAUGCGCCGGCGGCUGUGGCUUGCCAUAGGACUGCUGGAUAUCUCAACCUCUCUAUCUCAUGCCUCUGAGCCAAUGAUGCAGCUGGCGUGGUUGGAAUCCCAUCCACCCUCCAAUGUAAACGAUGAUGAUAUAUGGUUUGACAUGGAAAAGCCUGUCCAAGAGGGAGAUGACACCGUGUUGUCUGACAUGUCAUUUUCUUUGAUACUUUUUGCAGCACAGAAUGUUGUCAGGUCCAUAGGGUUUUCCGGCUGGAUUGAGAUAGUCAUAGACCACUUAGUCCUGCGGCAGCGACUUGUUGAUUGCUUUCGGAAAACGGUCCCAACGCUGCUCCUUGGAUGCAGUCCCGAGAUGGAGCCAUUUCAGUGGUACGCCCGACUAACUACGCGGACCAUAAACUCUUGGUUACAGCUUAUUUCCGUUCGACCAUUGAAAAGGAGCAGGACGUUUGUCUCCCCCGCGAUUUCUGGAGACGAUGUGCUCAGGUGGGCAGCUAAAAACCUUCAAACCAUACUGGAGGGACAUAAUGAUCCUCGUGCCUCCCCUUGGCGAUGGUUCGAGUGCAUGUGGACUCCUUGGCAUGGACUCGCGGUUGCUAUGUCAGAGCUUUGCGCCUGCGAAAAUCCACUUACCAUGGCAAAGUAUUGGCCGUUGGUUGAAGGUUUCUAUUGCGAAUCGCGCACUUCUGCCAAUGGCGGUCAAAGUGACAGAGUCAGCAAGCCAAUGGAUAGACUUUUCGCCCAGGCGCGAGCUAGGAAAGAGAAAUUAUCGGAAGAUCACGGCACCCGCGGGUUGUCAACAUACUUCGCCAACGAUGUGCUUUCUGGUGAGAGUGGAUCCAGAAAACCUGAAGGUCAAUUCUUUUCUAGUCCUUCACUAGGGGUAGAUUUAAAUUCCAAUCCUGAUCAACAAAUUCCCUUUGGCAACAACAUACUGUCUUUUAGCAAUUUCCCUAUCCUGUGGCCAAAUAUCUGGGACCAGAUGGAAUUCGGUAACCCGGCACUUGACAACGAGAGAGGCAUAGCCUAUCAGAGCUACGAAGACUUUAUGCUUGGUUUUCAAAAUGAAAAAUGA
Messenger RNA from Penicillium cosmopolitanum, 1899 nucleotides. RefSeq lists its product as uncharacterized. Lineage: Eukaryota; Fungi; Ascomycota; Eurotiomycetes; Eurotiales; Aspergillaceae. The record is from RefSeq and is a predicted model, not a curated record. Gene Ontology annotation, biological process: regulation of DNA-templated transcription; DNA-templated transcription. Gene Ontology annotation, molecular function: zinc ion binding; DNA-binding transcription factor activity, RNA polymerase II-specific; DNA binding. Bases 1 to 1899 code for a protein of 632 amino acids. The transcript is spliced from 3 exons.